UCUUUAUUUUAAUAUUCAUUUAUUUAAUCUCUCCUGGCCAUAAGGGAUGACAGAUGUAGCUAUACCAAUGGUUUAGACCGUUUGGAAUUUUAUGGAGAGCUUCUCCCGCUCAGACCAAUGAAUGAAUGCGACCAUGCGCAGCUGGCAAAAAUGAUUGCUGUCCUUUAUGAAAUGACAAUGUUCAUGUAAAAAUGAUCAAAUACACUGACCGUUUAAAGCAAAACUAACAAAACUAUUUCUUAAUGGUGAACCUGAACAAUCUAAAUAAAAUCUGAAUUAUUGCAAACCCCAAUCAGAAGUUGGUUGUGAGUUGCGUCCACUCCAGGAGGCUACACAGCUCCGGUAAAACGCCUUCUACAGCGCAUUUGGUGGCAAUAACACAGCAAAUUACAUUGGUUGUCGCUCAACUAAUAAAGUCUAUGAUUUGACAUUGUGAAAGCCAUUUUACAAGCAUCUGAAUGCAGAUGUAGGAAUAGCCUAUUAGAACAAUUAGAAGAGGGAUAUGCCUACCUCUCGUUGGCACGAGAAACUGUGUAUCUCCAACACUACGCGCACAGUUGUUAUCCGAUAGUCAUAUGCAGGUACAUGCAUAAAAGUUUGAACUGAAGGAGAGGAGCAUCAAUUCAGUCAUAACAGAAAAGAGGUAUUUUUUCGAAAUAAACAAUAUGAGGAAAAACACCUAUUAGUAAUGUUUGAAUCUGUUUUCUGACCGAUUCAUGCUUAAUUUGGAUUGGUUUAGGAUUCAUCACUCCAGAGAAUGCGUUUCCACUGCUCCAGAGUCCAAUGCGCAUGGCAUUGUGCAUGGUGAUCUUAGGCUUGUGUGUGGCUGCUUGGACAUGGAAACCCGACGAAGCUCCCGACAAACAGUUAUUCUGCUGAUGUUCUUUCCAGAGGCUGUUUGGAACUUGGUAACCCAACCAUGAGGGACCGUCUGAGCCACAUGCAGGAGCUGUCCCAGUCCAACGGCCAUGUGGAGCAGAUGGACUAUGCCGAGUCCGGGGAGUCCGUCUCCGGGGACUCCAUCAAUGUGGACCUGGAGGAGGAGCUCCCUCACCAGGCUGUGGUGUGGGACAAUACCCCUGAACUGGAGGAGGUCUUCUCCCAGUCCCAGCAGGUCCACCGUGAGGUCCAGCUUAUCCGCCUCGAGGUCAAACGCCUCCGUGAGCAGAACUCACGCGUGCUCCAGGGCACCACUAGGAUGUCAGUCGUUAAGAGAGACUCUAACGCCAUCGCAGCUGACAUCAAGGCCCGUGCUGAGGGUGUGCUGACGUGCCUCAAGGACAUGGACGCCGCAGUGCGGGAGCUGGAGGCAGCGCAUGGCUCCAAUGCUGCCGUGACUCGCAUCGCCAGGACCCAGUACGCCUGCCUGAGCAACAGCUUCCGUGAUGCCAUGUUCGACUACAAUGAGGCAGAGAUGAGCCACAGGGAGAGUUGCAAAGCCCACAUUCAGAGGCAGAUGGAGAUCGUGGGGCGGGAGGUGACUGGUGAAGAGGUGGAGGAGAUGAUCGAGACGGGCCAGUGGAACGUCUUCAAUGAGAACAUCCUGUCAGAGGGCAAGACAGCGCGCUCGGCGCUCAACCAGAUCGAGAGCCGCCACCGAGAGCUACUGGACCUGGAGAGCAGGAUCCAGAGCAUCCAUGAGAUCUUCCUGGAUGUGGCUCUGCUGGUGGAGGAGCAGGGCCCCAUGAUGAACACCAUCCAGACCAAUGUCCAGAACACAGAUGUGGCCAUCCAGGAGGCACUGGUCAAAAUCAGCAAGGCCAAGCGCCACAACAAGAACAACCCCUUCAAGAAGAUGUUCUGCUGCUGCUUCCCCUGCGUCAAAUGAGGCAGAGACUGAGGAAGAAGACUGUAGUACUCAGUCCGGUCUCAAGAUGGUCUUGUCUCAGUGUCCGGUCUUGACUUGGCCGCGGACAGUGAGGACUCAUAAUUUCUUCCUGAGACCAGCCGAGACCAGCGGAGUAAAAAACUCAUAAUUAUCCGCUUCCAUUCAGCUAAUGCAUAGCUUUUUUGUAGCCUUAGUUAUCAUCUGUUAGAAAAAAGUCAAAUCUCGCUGAACCCUCCUAUCAACCCUACUAAAUCAGAACCCUCCUAUCAUCCACCCUUGGAUACCAAUGGCAAUAUAUACUUUGGAAGAGUCUGUGAAAUAAUUAUAUUAUUUGCCUUUUUUAAAUAUGCUUUUCAGGCACUGAAGUACAUCUAAACAAACAUAUAUCAGUGCCUUUCUAGAAGGAAAAAAACACGGUUAUUUUCUGCCAUAGAAAUGUUUGUUUUCUACCCUCCUAUAGUUAAUUCCCUCUACCCUUAACAGUAUAUUAACUGUGAGACAAUAAUGAUUAAAUAAAAGUGUACUUUAUUGUUGUUCUCUGUCUGAACAUUAAAUUCACAACUUUAAACGAGAAUAAAAUUAAGAAUACUUUU
This is a messenger RNA of Salmo salar (Atlantic salmon), 2421 nucleotides long. RefSeq names its product syntaxin-11. The record is from RefSeq and is a predicted model, not a curated record. Gene Ontology annotation, cellular component: synaptic vesicle; endomembrane system; plasma membrane. NCBI's taxonomy places the organism in Eukaryota, Metazoa, Chordata, Actinopteri, Salmoniformes, Salmonidae. Gene Ontology annotation, biological process: exocytosis; intracellular protein transport; synaptic vesicle fusion to presynaptic active zone membrane. Gene Ontology annotation, molecular function: SNAP receptor activity; SNARE binding.